GCGCAGCUGGUUUCCGGGAGACGAGCUGCGACCCAGACGACAGUUGGUGCUACACGAUUAGCUGUCUAGCCGUUUAUCCGUUUUUCUUGAACCGUAAACCGGCUGAAACUUUUCUGAAGUUCACCAGUGAAAAUUCUUCGUCUGCCGUUAGAGGAACAGUGGCGUGGGGGACAUAAAAGGCAUAAAAUCACUCUGCCUGGGGUAACAGUGAUACUAACCUAGCAAACUAAGCUAACUAACAAAGCUAGCUAACCUAACUGUUCUAACAAACAACCUGUUUGAGUUGGUCAGGGUAACGGAAUUGAGACUGGCCGGACUUUUAUUUAAGAUACCCGGUUUGAACACGGGAGAGUAAGAGAUCUGGGCACCCGUUAAAUAAAUGUGAGAUGAUGUUGGCAUAUAUCUGGCAGUACGUCUAUUCAUCCUUUCUUCGCUUCUGGCUGAAAUGGUUUCUCAGACACGUCACAGGGAAAUGUGAACUGCAGCGGAUAUGUGCUGGGUACAAGCAAGGAGCACUGAGGACGACACAGAUAGAGUACUCCCUGAAAUCCUCAAAAAACAAGGUGUUGCAAGAUGCUGUGAAGGUGAAGGAAGAUGAUGUGGUGGGCUGUGUGGCACAAAUCAUGAGAGAAAAGAAUAUCAAUGCUCAAAAAGAUCCAACGUUUAAGGGGAAUCUUCAGCAAUGCCUGUUGCAAAUAAGUGGCUAUAGCACACUGUUUACGACAGUUGAAGAGCUAAGAAAAGAGGUGUUCGACUCAGAAAAUGAAGACCAUGAGAAAAUGCUUCUUAAGUUGUGGGACUUGCUGAUGCCAUCAGUUAAGCUGGACUCUCGAAUCACAAAGCAAUGGGGCGAUAUUGGGUUUCAAGGUGACGACCCAAAGACUGACUUCAGGGGAAUGGGUAUGCUUGGCCUGGUGAACCUUGUGUUUUUCAGUGAGAACUACACCAACGCAGCACGACAAGUCCUGUCACAUGCAAACCAUCCCAAGCUAGGGUACUCUUAUGCCAUAGUGGGCAUUAACCUGACAGAGAUGGCCUAUAGUUUACUGAGGAGUGGCGCAUUAAGGAUGCACUUCUACAACAGUGUGGCAGGAAAACCUGAAAUGCACGACUUCCACCAGCUUUACUGCUACCUGGCACACGAGUUCGAUAAAUUCUGGGUGGAAGAGGAGCCUGAGAGCAUCAUGCAGUUCAACCACUACAGAGAGAAGUUCCACGACAAGGUCAAAGGGUACCUUCAAGAGCCAGAUGUCGCCCUCAUCUUGAAGGUGGACACUAAAAACUGAUCCACACUCCCAAUAGACCCGAAAUUACUUUGAACAGAUGACUGAAUAAUAGCGUUCUUUACGGACACCUCUCUCCCAUGCUUCCUGUUUUUAAACAUAAUAACAGCAGUUUUAUGAUACUUUAAACCACAGAGCCUCAGUCAGUGAUCAUUCCUGAGCACUAUACUGUAGAAUUAUUGGUUUAUGUGGUCAGCGACAUGCCCAUGCUUAACACUACAAGAAAUUUUAGCUCAUGAGGAUGGUUAGAACUAGUUGGUCCUGUAGCUAGAUUGGCACACUCUCCUCACUUGAUAUUUUGGUUGCAUGUAUUUAUGAUUCCUGUGAGUUUACUCUUGUGUUCGUCCAUCAUCUCAGGAAUUGUCCACAGAGGAAGAUCAUAUAUGGUCAAUAUCAAAGGUGUGUUUUUUCUUGAGCAAAAUUGUCUUGCACAUAGACAGUUCAAGCCUUUUGCAUGUUUUAAUGCUUUUUUUGAUGGCUAAUAAAUUUACCCCACAGUAUAUUUCUUUAAGUGGCCUGUUGCCAUGUAACAGAAUUUAAUGGUUAAUGUAUUUUUAAUGUGUAACUUUGUAGUCAGUGACAAAAGCAGUGAAAGUACUGCAUGGUACUAGUAUUCUUGUUGAGAAUGAGCAAACACAUACACAAUUACUGUCUUGCAGUGGGGUUUGUGUAUCAAUAUUCACUGUCUUAUUUAUACAAUUUUGCAGGACGUUUUGUAGUUCAAGUCACACUAUGAAUUGCUUUGUACAGUUGGAGAGAUGCAGACAAUAAUAAACUAAAUCAGUGGUUAAGAACUUU
Messenger RNA from Pygocentrus nattereri (red-bellied piranha), 2081 nucleotides. It is a transcript of the gene elmod2, whose product is annotated as ELMO/CED-12 domain containing 2. The transcript has 9 exons. The coding region runs from base 387 to 1286 and encodes 299 amino acids. NCBI's taxonomy places the organism in Eukaryota, Metazoa, Chordata, Actinopteri, Characiformes, Serrasalmidae. Gene Ontology annotation, molecular function: GTPase activator activity. The record is from RefSeq and is a predicted model, not a curated record. Gene Ontology annotation, cellular component: membrane.